AUGCUGUUCAAGGGCUCGGACGGGACUAUCCCGGCCUCAUGGGCCUGGAAAAAGAUGAUGCGCUUUGUGGUCAUUUUCCUCGCGGUGGCGGGUUUCGCCGCCUUGCUCUGGCCUUCGUCCAAGCCCAAGGGUCUCGCCCCGAUGCGCGCCCAGUCUAACAUCACCAUCUCCAGCAACGUCAAGUGUGACCCGGACGAGGACGUAUUGCAUCGGCUGGAUAUCAGUAAACUGGCAGCAUACACCCGCCGGGAACUCGUCGUGGAUUUCACGGAAGAACCUGUGACCAUGAAGCAACGGGUCGACUUACCGCUGCUGAAUGUCAAGUCGAAGUCGAGACCAACCGAGAUGACCAAUGAGCUUGGAGAGCCGCAGGACGGCUGCUCGAUCCCAACCCCAAUCCCGGUCCAAGUCCCCCCGCGUCCGAAAGUCGUGGACGCCUCACACAUCGACUUUGGAGUGGCGACCACGAUAUCUCGGUUGAACGAAUCCCUUGAUCAGUUUGUCCACUGGGCGGGAUAUUCGCGCACCCGUAUCUUCGCUCUGAUCGAGCCCGAUGAAAGUCAGACAGGGGUGUCCUAUGUCAAGGCCAAGGCCGAUGCCCUGGGGAUCAACCUCUUCAUCACCGAAUCGGACGAUGACUACCUGCACCGAUACUUCGCCCUGAUUCCUCUUUUGGAAGAAAACAUGCGCGAAAGCACCCAGUGGGGAUGCAUCAUUGACGAUGACACUUUUUUCCUCUCGAUGCCUGCGUUGGUCGAUGCCUUGAAGAGCUAUGACCAUACUAAACCCAUGUACAUUGGCGGUUUGUCAGAGGGCAUGCCGCAGAUUGCUGUAUUUGGCAUGAUCGCUUUCGGAGGCGCUGGCGUCUUCUUGUCGCGACCACUAAUGACCGAACUAGUCACCGUCUAUGAUGAGUGCGAGCGAAUGACCUUCACAGGUGACCGCCGUAUUGGCAACUGCGUAUACCAAUACACCACCACCCGCCUGACGGUCGAUCACCGACUCCAUCAGUUGGAUCUGAUGAAGGAUGCCUCUGGAUUUUUCGAGUCCGGUCGUGAACUCCCGCUCUCGGUGCAUCACUGGAAGUCAUGGUUCACCGCUGAUAUGCCCAAGCUCGGCGUCGUGUCCGAUCUAUGCGGUGAUACAUGCCUCUUGCGACAGUGGCAAUUCAGCGACAAUUGGAUAUUGACCAACGGUUAUUCCAUUGUCCAGUAUACUUUCACUCCGGAGCCGAAUGACCGUAGCAUAGAGAUGACUUGGGAACCGCACAAUGGCGCCACCGAGGAGUCAUACCUGCACGAGCUGGGACCUCUCCGCCGCAAGGACGACAAUAAAAUAAGCUACCUUCUGGCGGACGCGAAGAUCGAGGAUAACGGCCGUAUAACCCAAUGGUACAUUUUACGCGACAAGCGCGACGGAGACAGUGUUAUUGAACUCUCAUGGCGCAAGCGUUAA
Molecule: messenger RNA, 1455 nt
Organism: Penicillium macrosclerotiorum
Lineage: Eukaryota; Fungi; Ascomycota; Eurotiomycetes; Eurotiales; Aspergillaceae
Product: glycosyltransferase family 31 protein
Exons: 1
Coding region: 1-1455 (484 amino acids)
Cellular component (GO): membrane
Molecular function (GO): acetylglucosaminyltransferase activity
Source: RefSeq, a predicted model, not a curated record